Molecule: messenger RNA, 2405 nt
Organism: Cynoglossus semilaevis (tongue sole)
Lineage: Eukaryota; Metazoa; Chordata; Actinopteri; Pleuronectiformes; Cynoglossidae
Gene: rnf13
Product: ring finger protein 13
Exons: 10
Coding region: 331-1479 (382 amino acids)
Molecular function (GO): zinc ion binding
Source: RefSeq, a predicted model, not a curated record
AAGGAGGGCGUGAUGGAAGUUUACGCUCUCGCAUGAAAAAAAAAAACAGAAGCUAGCGGAUUAUAAUGUUCGUAUUUACACUCGUGUCGCUCAAGCGGAAUGAGAAUCGUUUUUAGUUGACUGUAGUUUUCUUCACGUAGAGCGUAUUGACGGAGAGCGAUGACAGUGACUGCAGAUAAACUGGAGACGAGAAAUCCACGGAUAGGCUUUAAGGUUUGACAACAGCAGGCGGUGGUGCAUUGGUGUUCUGCUACAGGCCACAGUGAGGUUUUUAUGGUGAAUGAUAGAGACGGAGCUUAGAAGCAGCUGGAGGUUGUAAGUGAUGCCAAGAUGUUGCUGUCCCUGGGAAUGUUGAUGUUGUCUGCAACUCAGAUUUACACCAUCUUCACUGUUCAAAUCUUCGCCUUCCUUAACCUGCUGCCAGUGGAGGCCGACAUCGCUGCUUACUCAUUUGACAACAAAACAGAGAACUUUGACGACGUUCCUGCAAGGUUUGGCUAUCGUCUCCCCAGUGAUGGACUAAAGGGCUUUCUGAUCAGUGCAAGGCCUGAAAAUGCAUGUGAACCCAUUGAGCCCCCGCCGAGGGAUAACCUGACAGGAGCCUUCAUCGUCCUCAUCAGGAGAUACGACUGCAACUUUGACAUCAAGGUCCUUAACGCCCAGAAGGCUGGAUACAAAGCAGCCAUUGUUCACAACGUGGACUCUGACGACCUAAUUAGCAUGGCAUCCAGUGAUAUAGUGGAAGUCAUGAAGCAGAUCGAUAUUCCCUCUGUGUUCGUGGGUGAGGACACAUCCAACUCUCUGAAAGAGGAAUACGCAUAUGACAAAGGAGGACAUGUGGUUCUUAUGCCAGACUUCAGCCUACCUCUGGAGUACUACCUGAUCCCCUUCCUCAUCAUCGCAGGAAUCUGCCUCAUCCUCAUCGUUGUCUUCAUGAUUACCAAAUUCUUCCAGGAUCGACACAGAGCUCGGAGAAGUCGCCUGCGCAAAGAUCAGCUCAAGAAACUCCCAAUUCACAAGUUUAAGAAAGGAGACAACUACGACGUCUGUGCCAUCUGCCUCGACGAGUAUGAGGACGGAGACAAACUCCGGGUCCUGCCGUGUUCUCAUGCCUACCACAGCAAGUGUGUGGACCCCUGGUUGACCAAAACUAAGAAGACGUGUCCGGUGUGUAAGCAGAAGGUGGUUCCCUCACAGGGAGACUCCGAUUCCGACUCGGAGGAGAGCGGCCAAGAGAAUGAGGAGGUGUCCGAGAGCACUCCUCUGCUGCGCUCCCUGGCCUCCACCAGCGCACACUCCUUCGGAACCAUGUCGGGAGCGUCGCGCUCAGAGCAGGACCAGGAGUCCUCGGAUUACGAGGACGAGGAGCUGGACAGCAGCGACAGCGAGGAGGAGGUGACGGUGGAGACGGUGGUGGUGCAGAUGCAGCAGCCCUGCUCUGAGGACCACGGCCUGGAGCCUGAUCUGCCCAGGGUUUGAUCAGCAGACUCUUGUGGAAGCCCACGCUUCAACACUCACAGCUGCGGAGACUUAUUUUGUUGUGAUUCGUCCUCCGAAUUCUUCUGUCGCUGCUUCAAAUACAUGGUAAUGUAUCUUUAAGUUCAAACACACACAAGCUUGACUUUUUUUAAAAUGUGGUUGUGGAUGAAGUUCAGAUCUCCACCUCAGUGAGUGAAUGUUGGACAGGAGUGUACAGUAGACGUCUGUACUGUACACCGUCCAGUCGUGACACAUGUAGUCCUAAUGGAAAAAAAAAGUCCUAAUCAUCGAGUGAAAUACUGUGUAUAUAAGUAUGGAUCACUUUACGUUGACAUGUUUACUCUUGAUUAUCUCUGAGCCUGUGUUUCAGGAGACUGCAGUAUUGUACAUACAUGUUCUGUCACCGCUCUGUGCAGCGUCUGUUUGGUAAAACUCCCAUCGUCAUCGUCGUCACUCAGCACGGUUUAAAAAAAAAAAAAGCAACGGCCCUGCCGUUCCAUUUCAGUUUGGACUCAUAAAGGAGGCGCCCCGCCCUCAUCUGUGCCACGGUUUAUGUCACUGUCACAGCUGCUGGAGACAAAGCAGGCUGAAGGAGGAAUGUUACUGGUCAUGUGACGUCACCCACACCCACAGUGGGUCACACCAGUUCAUCGACGCAACACAGUGACGACAGUGUCAGCUCUGCAGUGACCCACGGCUUCAUCUCACAGUUGUCCACCCAGAGGCCGGGUGUAGAAAGUGAAAACCAGUUCUAGUUGUAGCGCUAACACGCCUGUCGUCAUUAUAACGUACAGUAGCUCUGUCUUCGCUGACAGAUUCUGUUGCCUUUUUUUUUCACUUUGUUAUUAUUUUUGUCUGACUUUCUUUUUUUUUUUUCUCAAUAUAAAUCCAUCCAGUAAAAUAAAUAAAAACAAAAUGAUACUCAA